AUGGCUACUAUCCCACGCUCUAAUGGUGCCCAAUCGCCAGCAGUGGGCGUCGGGCCAUCUUAUCGCCCUGAUGGAGAGAAACCCACCGCCACCGUUUCAAGAGAGGUACAGCAAGAGAACGUUCAUGUCCUGCCACAGACGCCACAACUGAUCGCCCUUCUGACCAUGAUCCGGGACAAAGACACACAAAGGGCUGACUUCAUCUUCUACUCCAACCGCAUUAUUCGCCUCCUGGUCGAGGAAGGCCUCAACCACCUACCAGUCGUCACACAUACCGUUACCUCUCCAGUGGGGAAAGACUACGUCGGCGUGCGCUUUGAGGGUAAAAUCUGCGGCGUGUCCAUCAUGCGAGCUGGCGAGUCGAUGGAGGAGGGUCUGCGGGAAUGCUGUCGCUCCGUGCGUAUCGGCAAGAUCCUGAUCCAGCGCAACGAGGAGACCAGCAAACCCAAGCUGUUCUACGAUAAGCUCCCUCCCGACAUCAAGGACCGCUGGGUACUCCUGCUCGACCCGAUGCUUGCCACUGGUGGUAGUGCAAUCAUGGCCGUCGAGGUCUUGAAGAGCAAAGGUGUUCCUGAGGACCGCAUCCUAUUCCUCAACCUCAUUGCAAGUCCCGAAGGUAUCGACAAUUUUGCAAAGAAAGUCCCCAAGGUCAGGGUCAUCACAGCCUUUGUAGACCAAGGUCUCAAUGAACAAAACUAUAUUGUUCCUGGCUUGGGUGAUUUCGGUGACCGUUUCUAUACCCUGUGA
This is a messenger RNA of Exophiala aquamarina CBS 119918, 747 nucleotides long. Its product is annotated as uracil phosphoribosyltransferase. The record is from RefSeq and is a predicted model, not a curated record. Bases 1 to 747 code for a protein of 248 amino acids. Lineage: Eukaryota; Fungi; Ascomycota; Eurotiomycetes; Chaetothyriales; Herpotrichiellaceae. The transcript has 2 exons.